AUGGGCAAGCUAAUGGUUGAACGCGAGGAGAAAAAUGGUGCAGCCUGGACGUUCCUACUUCUACCAUCCGCAAACACAGUUUUGGACAUGAGAGCGGGGGAGACAGCCUUCUCAAAGACGGUAGGGUAUGGAUGGCGUUAUGGACUAGAGAAAGCAUCGUCUGCUCCCGGCCGCCCUUGUCUCUGGGAUAUUGUAGCAGAUUUAACAUAUGCUUCCUGUCCUGAUCCGAAUCUCGAGAUUGAAUUUACUUGCGGCAUUAUCAAAGGUAAUAGGAACAUAUCCGAGCCUUUGCCCGACCUUCGUCAGUGUCGUAGCAUUUCCCCUGCGCGACGGAGCCGCCUCGGUUAUUGUGAUAAAAUUGGCUCUUUCCUCGACUUGUGGGGCGCUGAUUGCAUUCUCGUGGAAGCAUAUAUCCAUGGUGACCUUGUCCUCGCACAAAGCGCUUUCGCGCCACCGCUCAAGGCCGUCGCUGCGAAACAAGCGACGCCACCGAUGAAGCUGGACAUGGUCGACGCGCUCGAACGGAGCCUCGCAAGCGGCAACUUCACUGACACCAAAUUCAACGUCUUCUCUUGCUGGCGUAAAGUUGGUGGAGGACGACAACGCUUGUGUCGUCCUUUGCCCCUACAUGCGGCCACAUCUGUGGUACUGAACCGCUUAGAUCUAAAAUGCAGCCUCAACUUUGGCGAGUUGUGGGGGUGGAGAUCGAUCGUUGCCGAAGAAGGGGCUAUCAGCGAGAGGAGAAAGGCACUCCGCGACAUGCUGUGCGCCAGUGACUGUGAACGUUCAUUCCUUGAUGUAGGCGACGAGUAUGAAGAGGACAGCGACUUCGAUCCAGACGAGGAGAGCGUCAUAGAAGAAAGCCCCCACGGCGGCUCUACCUUGUGUCCGCCUGCUCCCGGUGCGACCUUGAGCAAUAGCGACGCGACGAUCUCCGUUGCGCGUCCGGAGAAUACGACGAGCAAGUCUAAGAACGCCAUGUCUGGAGGCGUUCCCCCGAUCCACAGUACAUUCUUGGUCAAAGGCGUCGCUUACAAAACGUGGAGAGCGUUCCUGUUUUACAUUUACACCGGUCAAGUCAACUUCUCCCCUAUGAGCCCACAAAACGGGGGAAAGGUUGAGCCCGACUCGCUGGCCAACGAGACUAAGCUAAAGUGCUCACCGUGCUCUCCAAAGUCCAUGUAUCGUCUGGCCAUCAAAGUUCGUCCUCCGCCUUUCGCAUUCUAUGAACCCACAAAGCUAACUGAUCACUCGCGUCUCAAGCUUCAGCUAGAGCCGCUAAAGCAACUCGCGUUUGAUGAGAUACGCAGACAUCUGACGAAGGAUACCAUCCUACACGAGGUCCUAUCCAAAUUCACUGCCAAACAUCCAGAGAUACUUGAGAUGGAAAUGAACUUCUUGAUGAAUCAUCGUAGUGAGAGCGGGGUUAUGGACUCCCUCCCGGAGAAAAUCGAGCAGAUGAUGCGAGGCGAGAUGACACACUGCAAAGAGGUGCUCGCUACCAUCAUGAUGAACUUGUGGAAGAAGGCGUGAGUCUGGUGGGGGUUCUCUGUAGCUAUCAAUGUACCAGGUGCAUGCGAUGUUGAUUUGCGAAAGUGAA
Coniophora puteana RWD-64-598 SS2 is the source of this 1600-nucleotide messenger RNA. RefSeq lists its product as uncharacterized. The record is from RefSeq and is a predicted model, not a curated record. Lineage: Eukaryota; Fungi; Basidiomycota; Agaricomycetes; Boletales; Coniophoraceae. Bases 1 to 1533 code for a protein of 510 amino acids. The transcript is spliced from 5 exons.